GGCAGUUGCGCUCCUGCAGCUUCUGCAGGUGGGCUUAUUCAGUCGUAGGCAUGGCUGGUAGCGGCGGCGGGAUUCAGGGCUAUCUGCAGAAACUGCACUCGCUUUGCGGUGCAGGAGAAACAAAGCAAACUGCCCUUGAGUGCCACAGCGUAAUUGGUGAUCUGGGGCAGGAGUGCCUGGUUGUAAGAAAUGAAAACGAACUGGUUUUACGGUCUUCAUUGCUGUUUUCUAAAGAAGACGGGUUGUUGAGUUUUCUUCGGAAAUCCCUCAGCAGCGAAGAUUUUCGCGACGUGAGAGAGGAGGUUUUGAAACUUCUGUCCACGUUCCUCCAGAGGAUCACACAGAGUGUCAAAGGGUGGGAGAGGAACUAUGCCGUGGAUAUCAAGGAAACCUGUCUUGUUGUGUACACUAAGGACAAGGCUGCAAAAUGCAGAGUUCCAGCUUUGAGUCUUCUGAUACAGUUGCUUCAUGGUACCAAGAGCUCCGGCGUGGCUCAAGACUUCAGAGUUGGAGACAUGUUCAAUAAAUUCUAUGGAGAGCUCUCUCAGAAGAGUCGCAUACCAGACACAGUGCUGGGAAACAUCUAUGAGCUUCUGGGAGUGCUGGCAGAGGUCCAGCCCAGUGACAUGACUGAUAACUCGGAGAAGCUGUAUCGCGCCUAUCUGGGAGAGCUCAAAUCCCAGAUGACUUCCACUACAAGAGAACCGAAACUGCCUUUGGUUGCUGGAUGUUUAAAGGGGCUGACUGCGCUUCUGGUAAACUUUACUAAAUCGAUGUCUGAAGAUCCAAAAACCUCGAAGGAAAUAUUUGAUUAUGCCCUGAAGUCUAUCAGUCCACAGACUGAAUUUAAGAGAUACGCUGUUCUGUUUGCUGGAUUGAAACUGUUCGCACGACACGCCGAACAAUUCAGUAGCUGCCUCAUAGACAACUACCGGUCAAUAUUUGAGGUCAUGUCCAAGUGGUGUGGACACACCAAUGCAGAGUUGAAAAGGGCAGGCCACUCUGCCCUGGAGUCCUUUCUGAAACAGGUGGCAGUUCUGGUGGCUGAGAAUGCCGAGCUGCACAAGAGCAAGCUGAAGUUCUUCAUGCAGCAGUUCUGCAGCAUCAUCAAGACCACCGAUUCGACAAACAAGGAGCUCUCCAUCGCCAUCCGGGGAUACGGACUCUUCGCCGCCCCCUGUAAAGCGGUGUGCCCUCAGGAUGUGGAUUUCAUGUACACCGAGCUGAUCCAGCGCUGCAAGCAGAUGUACCUGACCGAGACCGACACCGAGGACGACAACGUCUACCAGCUGCCCAGUUUCCUGGACUCCAUCGCCAGCGUCCUCUUCCACCUUGACAGGAUCCCGGAGGUGUACACGCCAGUGCUGGAGAGGCUGCUGGUGGUGCAGAUCGACAGCUUCCCACAGUACAGCCAGAGGAUGCAGCCGGCCUGCUGCCGCGCCAUCGUCAAGGUGUUUGUUGCCAUGGCGGGGAAGGGGCCGGCCCUCUGGAGCUUCAUCAGCACUGUGGUGCAUCAGGGUGUGAUCCGUGUGUGUUCAAAACCCGUACUCCUUACUGAGGAGGAGGGCGCCGCUCAGGGCGCCGAGGGGGGCCGCUCGGCCGGCGCCGGCCAGGUUCGCACAGGGAAGUGGAAGGUGCCCUCCUACCGGGACUAUCUGGACCUCUUCCGCAGUCUCCUGGACUGUGACCUGAUGAAGGACUUUGGCUUUCUCGAGGGGGUGUUUGAAUCACAGAGUGCCCCCCUGCAGUCCCUCAACCGCCUACUUUACGACGAGCUCGUCAAAUCUAUACUGAAAAUCAUUGAAAAACUGGAUCUGUCUGUUCAGAAGCAGAACCCCGAUGAACUGGAAGAGAGUGAUGUCAGCUCCGGCGUGGUCAUUCCCUCCUCUGACCCAACGGCUCACCUCCUGCCCAGUAAACCUAAAGACUUCACUGCUUUUAUCAACCUGGUGGAGUUCUGCAGCGAGCUGCUUUUGAAGAAGCACGUCGAGUUCUUCGAGCAGUGGGUCUACCCACUCGGACACGAGAUCAUUCUCCAGUCCACCAGAUUCCCUCUGGUCAGUGGGUUCUACAAGCUGCUCUCCGUCGCCAUGAAGAUUGCGAAGAAGAUCAAGUAUUUCAAGGGAGUGAGCCCCAAAAGCUUUCAACCGAACCCCCAGGACCCUGAGAAGUAUGCUUGCUUCGCCCUCUUUGCAAAGUUUGGAAAGGAGGUAAGUCAGACAAUAUUCAACCUUUUUAAGUAAAUAUUAAAAAUGUGUAACUCUGAAGUGAAUAUGUUUUUGUUGUUUUUUUUAUGCAGUGAAUAUAAAGGUUUUGUGCUCACCAGAAAAGAGGGUAUUGGCUCAUGGCUGUUUUUGCCUCCCACCCAGACUGCCCUGAAGCUGGGCCUGAGUCACACACCCCUAGCCAGCGCCGCCCUGGACGCUCUGGAAGAGUGGUCGUCGCGCAUCUCCCAGCCUCUCAUCCAGCCGCUCUACAGGGAUGUGCUGCCCUGCCUGGACGGCUACCUGAAGACAGCCGCUUCCAACGGCAGUGACCAGAAUACCUGGGAGGUGAUGUGUCUGUCCAGUGGUGCGGAGAAAGGUUAUGGCAGAGUUCUUCUGAGGCUCCUGAAGAGAACCAAGCACCUUUCGAUGGCUGAAGACUCUCCCAGCGCUGUAGUGAGGCGCAGAGUUGUGAGGCUGCUUGGGCACCUGGGUGGGCAGCUCAACAGGAGCCUCGUUACAGCCGCUUCUGCUGAAGAAAUGAUGAAGAAGUUCGUGGCGUGGGAUUCAGAGAAGCGCCUCACUUUUGCAGUGCCGUUCGCAGAUAUGAAACCGGUCAUCUACCUGGACGCUUUCCUACCUCGCAUCACGGAACUGGCUCUCUCCACAAGCGACCGGCAGACAAAAGUGGCAGCCUGCGAGCUCCUGCACAGCGUGGUUGUCUGUAUGCUGGGGAAGGGCUCUCAGAUCCCUGAGGGAGAGAAGUCCUCUCCUCCCAUGUACAAGCUGCACAAGCGCAUCUUCCCUGUACUGCUGCAGCUGGCCUGUGAUGUCGACCAGGUGACAAGACAGCUGUACGAGCCCCUGGUCAUGCAACUCAUUCACUGGUUCACCAACAACAGAAAGUUUGAGAGCCAGGACACAGUGGCUAUUCUGGAAGCCAUUCUGGAUGGCAUAGUGGAUCCAGUGGACAGCACUUUGCGGGACUUCUGUGGCCAGUGCAUUCAGGAGUUUCUGAAGUGGUCAAUCAAGCAGACGACCCCAAAACAACAGGAGAAGAGCCCAGCGAACACCAAGUCUCUGUUCAAACGGCUCUAUAGCCUUGCCCUGCAUCCCAAUGUCUUCAAGAGGCUGGGAGCUGCCCUGGCCUUUAAUAACAUCUACAAGCAGUUCAGAGAGGAGAGUUCUUUGGUGGACAUGUUUGUCUUCGAAGCUCUGGUUAUAUUUGUGGAAAGCCUCGCUCUUGCGCAUUCGGAUGAAAAGUCUUUAGGGACGUUACAACAGUGCAGUGGUGCCAUUGACCACCUGAAGAGAAUCAUCAAGCAUAAGGCUGCAACUCUUAAUAAGAGCUCAAGGAGACGUGUGCCCAGGGGUUUCCCUCCAGACAAGCCCGUGAGUUUGACUGACGUAGUCAUGUGGCUGCUGGUACAGUGCGGACGUCCUCAAACGGAGUGCAGGCACAAGUGCAUGGAACUGUUUUACGAAUUUGUGCCCUUGCUGCCAGGAGGCAAAAACCCCGCGGUUUGGCUGGAAGACAUCCUCAAGGACGAGGGGGAGGGGUUCCUGAUCCGCAGGUUCGAGGGCGCGGGGCGUUGCGACGGAGACUCGUCGGGCCUCCUCUCUCAGGCGACCCUGCGGGACCUGCAGGGCUCCUUCAGCGUCCGAGCCGCCCUGCAGUGGAUGGACCUGCUGCUGGCCGCCCUCGACUGCUACAACACCUUCAUCGGGCUGCACUUCGUCAAGCCCCAGCAGAUACUGGGCACGCAAGAGAAGUCCAGCUUCUUGAAAGCCAUUGGGUUCUUCAUAGCGGAACUGACCAUGCAGGACAUCUCGGCUGCCGAGCGCUGUUUCUCGUCAGGGUCUGAGGGAUCCCUGUUCAGCCCAAGAGAGAGGGAAGAUUAUAACUACUGUAAGGGGACAAUCAUAGUGCGCUUGAUGGAAUUUGUCACCAUGGUCCUCGACAAGUGUUCGCAGGAUCUCUGGAAGGUUCUGGAAAGGGAUAUCCUACACCUGACCUUUUUUGAGCUCAUUGCCACCACAGUAUGUGAGCCCUCAAGCAUUGGGUUUAACAUGGCAGACAUGGAGGUGAUGACUAAUCUCCCAGAGGUCUGUGUGCACAUCCUGAAGGCUCUGCUGAAGUCUCCCUACAAAACCCAGCUGGAACAGAGCAUCAGGAGGAGAGUCUCCCAACAAAAUGUGGAGCAGCUGUGUGCUGUGGACCUGUACGGUUCUGAGGCCCGGUCUGAGCACGCCAGGCUGGCCUUGGUCCUCUCUGCCUGCAAGCAGCUUCACAGAGCUGGGCUGCUCAAUUCCACCCUACAGAGCCAGGCAGCCAGUUUUGGCCUGUCCCUGGGGUCCAAGCUGCUCUCGGUGGUGUACAAGGGGAUCGCUCCAGGAGACGAGAAGAAGUCCCUCCCGUCCAUGGACGUCAGCAGCCGCAGGCUGGCAGAUGGGCUCCUCCAGCUGGCCUUUUCACUGGGAGGGCAGAGUGAGCAGUUGGUUAGCCUCCUAUUGAAUACCAUCAUGCUGUCGGUGCCACUCUCCGGAACAUCAGAUAAGAACUUCAUCAGCUUUUCUCACGGAGAGUACUUCUACAGCCUCUUCCAGCAGACCAUCAACAUCGAGCUGCUCGGAAGUCUCGACUCCACUGUGCCACAGCUCAUGUCACUAGCAGCAGAAAAUCCCAAAAUGGUGAGCGCUGUCCUGAACGGCAUGCUGGACCAGAGUUUUCGGGAUCGCUCCGUGAGGGAAAGCCAAGGCCGCCAGCUGGUGAAGAGGGUGACGCAGGCCUGGAGCUCCCUGGGCUCCUGGUGGAGCAGCCCUGCCUCCACAUCAGAAAGCAAAAUGGCCACCCUGACUCUGCUGUCCAAAGUGCUGCAGAUUGAUUCCUCGGUCUGUUUUAACGUGAACCAUGAAGCUUUUGAAGCAGUGUUCACCACCUACACUGCCUUAAUCACUGACUCUGCAUUGCCUUUAAAUCUCAAGAAUCAUGGUUUGAUCAUCCUCCCUUUCUUCACCAACCUGCCCGAGAGCACCCUGGCUGAACUUCAGAGAGCCCUGGAAAUGCUAGUCGCCUCUCACUUCCCCAUUUCCUCUGAUGAGUUCCCCAAGGGCACCCUGCGCUACAACAACUAUGUCGACACAAUUAAAAAGUUUUUAGAUGCUUUGGAGCUGUCCCAGAAUCCAAUGCUUUUGAAGUUAAUGGCGGAAAUACUUUGCCGGGAUAAGAAGCACGUCACAGAAGAACUUUUCCAGGCCUGUUUUAAGAGAAUUGCAAGGAGGUCAGGCUGCGAGCGGCAGGUGGUGCUACUGGAGACCGUGUACGAGAUGUUCCAGGCCGGAGAGCUGGCCUCCGGCGCCAUGCGUCAGGCAGUGCUGGACCGUGUGCUGCUGACCCUCGUCCUGCACUGCAGCUCGGACGCGCUGCGCGGCUUCUUCUGCAAGACCAUCGCCAGCGUCAUGGAAACGCUGCAGGCCAGGUUCACAAAGUUAAAUGAGGCGAUGUUCGAGGGCCAGCUCAUAAAGAAGAAUGGCUGUUACAAGCUGCUGGAGGUUCUGUACUCACGCCUGCCAAAGGAAGAGGUUUACUCCAAAGAAUCCAAGAUCAACCAGGGCUUCUGUGGCCCCAGCAGAGCAGCUGAAGGGAAUGAACUCUCAAAGACCCUCUUGAAGUCCUGCUUUGAGGCCUACACUGAGAACAUGGCAGGAGAGACGCAGCUGCUGGAGGAAAGGAGACAGUACCACUGUGCCGCUUACAACUGUGCCAUCGCCGUCAUCAGCUGUAGCUUCAACGAGACCAAGUUCUACCAGGGCUUCCUCUUUACUGAGAAGCCAGAGAAGAAUCAGUUUAUUUUCGAGAACAUCAUAGAUGCACAGCAGACCUACAGAUUCCCUGUAGAGAUAGAGGUUGCUCUUGAACGGAAAGCAAAGUAUGUAGCUAUUCGGAAAGAGGCAAGGGAGGCUGGUGAUCGGGACGCAGAGGAGCCCCAUUACUUGUCGUCACAGUCCUACAUGGCAGACAGCAGUCUCAGUGAGGAGAUGAGCCAGUUCGAUUUCUCCACGGGAGUCCAGAGCUUCAGCUACGGCUCUCAGGACCCCAGCACGAGGCCCAUGCCGAGCCGGAGGAGGGACGGAGCAGAAGCGGCUCUGCAAGAUGACGUUGUGGUACUGGAGAUGGAUGAGCUCAACCAACACGAAUGUAUGGCCUCCAUGACCGUCCUCAUCAACCACAUGCAGAGGAACAACAUUACUCCUGAAGUGGAAGAGGGCACAGUACCAAGUGACCUUCCGCCUUGGAUGAAAUUUCUUCAAGGGAAGCUGGGGAACCCCUCCACUCAGUUGAACAUCCGUCUCUUCAUUGCAAAACUGAUCGUGAACAAGGAGGAGGUCUUCCGUCCAUAUGCCAAACACUGGCUGUGGCCGCUUCUACAGCUGGUAGUCUCUGGGAAUAAUGGGGGUGAAGGGAUUCACUUCAUGGUGGUGGAGAUCGUUGUUACGGUUCUCUCCUGGGCCAGCGUCGCCACCCCCAAGGGCGAUACCAAAGAUGAAGUUCUGGCUAAUCGGCUGCUGGAGUUUUUAAUGAGGAACGCCUUCCAUGAAAAGAGAGCCGUCUUCAGACACAAUCUUGAAAUCAUUAAAACAGUUGUGGAGUGCUGGAAGGACAGCCUCAUGGUUCCUUAUAGCCUGAUAUUCGAUCGGUUUGCUGGGUCUGAUCCCAACAGCAAGGACAAUUCUGUGGGAAUUCAGUUGCUUGGUAUUGUGCUGGCAAAUAAUCUGCCGCCGUACGACCCCAGCUGUGGAAUUGAACAUGAAAGAUAUUUCAAGUCCUUGGCCAACAACAUCUCCUUCGUAAGGUAUAAAGACAUACACGUGGCUGCUGCAGAAGUCAUUGGGCUUGUUAUGCAGUAUAUGGCUGAGAAGGAGAAGCAAUCGGAGGGCCCCAUAUUCGACUUCACGGCACAUCACCUGAAGAAGCUGCAGAACGAGAAGGAAGAUAAGUUUGUUGUGUGCCUAAGUAAAGUUGUGAAACACUUUCCACCAUUUAUGGACAGGUUUGUGAAUGCAGUAUUUUUCCUGUUGCCCAAAAUGCACGGCGUGCUGAAGACGCACUGCCUGGAGUGCAUCCUGAGCCGAGCUGAAGAGAUCCCUGAUGUAUACCUGCAGCUGAAGAGCAAGGAUUUCUCUCAGGUCAUGAGCCAUCGGGAUGAGGCAAGGCAGAGAGUGUGUUUGGAUAUUAUACACAAGAUCAUGGCUAAGCUGAAACCUGUUGAAAUGCGGGAGAUGUUAGGUGCAGUGACAUCAUUCGUUACACACCCCUCUCCAGUGUGCAGAGAGAGGAUGUACGACAUCCUAAUGUGGAUUCAUGACAACUACAGGGACUCCGAGAGCCAGUCAGACAGCGACUCUUUGGAAAUGUUAAAUGUUGCAAAGGAGACACUGCUUCAGGGGCUUGUGGACGAAAACCAAGGUCUCCAGCUCUACGUUAGGAACUUCUGGAGCCACGAAACCCGUCUACCUACAACAACCCUGGAGCGAAUGUUGGUGAUCCUGCGUUCCCUGUACUCCAGCAAGAUAGAGGCUCAGUACCUCAGCCUGGCCACCAACCUGCUGCUGGAGAUGACCAGCCGCAGCCCCGACUACAGUCGCGCCAUAUUCGAGUACCCCCUUUCUGAGUGCAAGUUCCACGAUUACAUCAUCGAUUCCUCCUGGCAUCACCGGAACACAGUCCUCACCCCGAUGUUCGUGGAAACCCAGGCCUCCCAGGGCGGCUCCCGUUACCAGUCCCGGGGCGGCUCCGCCUCGGCUCAGGGGUCCCUGGGGGGCCAGCUGAGGGCCACUCAGUCUACACUGGAGUUCACUCCCACACAGGACCCUGGCAGGCGCGCCUCGUUUAACUGGCUGACUGGGAGCAGCGUGGACACUCUGUCGGAGUACGCGCUGCCUGCCACCUCGGACUCCCUGUCCUCCUCCCUGCUCGUGUUUGGGAAGUGGGGCGAAAAGCAGCAGCAGCAGCAGCAACGGGGCCCCAAGAAACCGGUAGGGGCCGACUUCGGCAAGAAGCGCCUGGCCCUGCCGGGAGACGAGGUGGACAGCAGGAAGAAAGCAGUGAACGACCAGCGGGCUGACAUCCUCAGACUGAGGAGGAGGUUCCUAAAAGACCAGGAAAAAGUUAGCCUGCAGUUUGCCAGGAAGGGCAUCCAAGCACAGCGGCAAGAGAAGGAGCGGGCGGCCGAGCAGACUUUGAGGCGGGAGGCCCAGGUGACGCUGUACCGCAGAUACAGACACGGGGACCUGCCUGACAUACAGAUUCCGUACAGCAGCCUGAUUGUGCCCCUGCAAGCCCUGGCCCAGAGAGACUCCACUCUCGCCAAGCAGCUCCUCAGCACCCUGUUUUGUGGAAUCUUGGCUCAAAUGGAAGGGUCUAAGAACGAAGCAGAGAAGAGAAGGAUCACCGAAGAGCUUUUACAGGACAUGAACCACUUCCUGAACAAAAGCACAUUAUAUUUCCCUCCCUUUGUUACAUGUGUUCAGGACAUGAGUUACCAGUACAAGGAGCUCCUGAAGGUGGACCCGAGCGCCGUGAGCUCCAGCUGCCUGGCCAGUCUGCAGCAGCCGAUGGGCAUCCUGCUGUUGGAGGAGAGCCUGAUCAGGGGGAGUGUCCCUGAUGAGCCCCCCUCCAAGAGAGCCCGAGGACACAGGGAGCUGCCCCCUGACACUGAGCGCUGGAUCCAUCUGGCCAAGCUCUAUAGGUCUCUGGGAGAUUAUGAUGUCCUCAGGGGAAUCUUCAGUGGCAAGAUCGGAGCCAAACCUGUUACCAGCCUGGCACUUCAGGCAGAAGCAAAAAAUGAUUAUUCUCAGGCUGUGAAGCUAUAUAAUGAGGCUUUGAACACUGAGGAGUGGAUGGAUGAAGGGCCCACUGACACGGAGAAGGACUUCUGGGAGAUUGCCGCUCUGGAGUGUUACAAUCACCUGUCUGAAUGGAAGUCCCUGCAGUACUGCGCUACCGUCAACAUCGGCGACAGCUCUCCGGUGGACCUGGAGAAGAUGUGGAGCGAUCCUUUCUAUCAGGAGGCCUACUUGCCGUACGUGGUGCGCGGCAUGGUGAAGCAGCUGCAGCUGGGGGGGCAGGACCAGUCCCUGCUGACCUUCGUGGACAACGCCAUGAAGGUGGAGGAGAGGAAGAGCGUGAUGGAGACCAACUACAGCCAGGAGCUCAGCCUGCUCUACAUCCUGCAGGACGACUACGACAGGGCCAAGUUCUACAUCAACAACAGCAUGCAGGUCUUCAUCCAGAACUAUUCAAACAUUGAUGCGCUGCUUUAUGGAAGCCGUCUUGCCAAACUGCAGUCAGUACAGGCUUUAACAGAGAUCCAGGACUUCCUCUAUUUUAUCACAAAAGAUGUUUCCACCGCAUCUCUUAAAACCUUGAUAAGAACUUGGACUCAUCGAUACCCUGACGACAGAAUGGAUCCAAUGAACGUGUGGGAUGAUGUCAUCACAAAUCGAUGUUUUUUCCUGGAUAAGAUCUCCGAGAAGCUUGUCAGCUCAGUUGCUGGUGACAGUAUGGAAGUGGAGGAGGAUGGAGACAAGGAAAUAAAGACGGAAGCUGGAGAAUGGGAAGACCCCGAUUUUCUGAUUAAAGACUGCAAGAUCAGUAUGAGACUGAAAAUGGCUGAGAGUGCAAGGAAACAGAGGAACUUCUCCGUGGCCGCCAAGCUGCUGAAGGCACUGCACAAAGAGUGUAAGGCGCGCAGCCACUGGAAUCUCCGAUGGGCUCACGGCUUCUGUCGCUUCAAGCACCUCUAUAGCCAGGCACAGGACAGCGCGGAGCAGAUCCUCAACGUCCUCAAGACUGUCGACGUGUUAGAGGACAGCAAAACUGAUCCCGAGAAGGAGACGGCUCAAAAUUUCAGGAACCAAAAGUUACUUUUGGGCACUACAUACCAUAUCAUGGCCAGUGCGGUCAGCAGAGACCCCAGUGUGCUGGAGAAGAUCGGGCCGGAGAAAGCAGGAAGGGUCCUGAAGCUGUCCGGAGCCUCAUCGUCCAAUCCUCAGCAGGUAACAGCGGGAUUCCACAAAAGGGCUCUGGGGCUCAUGCAGAGCGCCGUGAAGAAAGUCGAAGACGAAGUGCAGUCCCGUUCAGCCGACCAUGUGGACACAGCUGGAGCCAUUGAGGCCCACAUGACCCUGGCCAACUUCUGUGACAAACGCCUGAGGGAGGAGGAGGAAAAUGACCAGGUUUCUGAAUUCUCUGAGCUACCCACAUUUCCUGCCAUUGUGGUGGAGCAGGUGUUGAAAGCCUUGAAGCUGAACUCCAGCGAAGCUCGACUGAAGUUCCCCAGACUGCUGCAGAUCGUCGAGUUGUAUUCUGCCGAGACAUUGGACCUCAUGAUCAAAGAGAUGUCGUCAGUGCCCUGUUGGCAGCUGAUCGGCUGGAUCAGUCAGAUGAUGGCGCUCUUGGACAAGAAGGAGGCUGUGGCUGUGCAGCACGUCAUCCAGGGGCUUGCCGAGUCCUACCCCCAGGCCGUCGUCUACCCCUUCAUGAUCAGCAGCGAGACCUACCAGUUUGAGGACUCCGCCACCGGCCACAGAAACAAGGAGUUUGUCACAAGGUUGAAGGACCAACUGGACAAAGGAGGAGUUGUCAAAGAUUUUGUAGAAGCCUUGCAGCAACUCUCCAAUCCUGAAAUGCUUUUUAAGGAUUGGUUAGAGGAUGCAAGAAAUACUUUAAGUAAACCAAAGACGGACAAAAAGGAUGCUAAGAAAAUGUAUGAAGAGAUUAUUUCUGUGCUUGGGAAUGCAAAGGCAGCAGGAAUUGGACGUUUUCGCAAGAAGUUUGUCGAGACAUAUGCCAAACGUAUUGAAGAGAUUGUAAAGGAACUGGGUAAGGAUGGCUCCAAGUUGUGGGAUAAGAGGAAAGAUGAAAAGUUUUGGCAAAAACUGACGACAUCGAUCAGAUCAAUGGAUUCGAUUGCGCUUCCGGGAAACCUGAAGGAGUACUCGUCCUGGCUGAGCAACUUCAGGCCAGAGACCCUGCGGAACGAGCUGGAGGUCCCAGGGCAGUAUGAUGGCAGAUCCAAACCUUUGCCCGAGUAUCACGUGAAGAUCACUGGUUUUGAUGAAAGGGUCCAAUCGUUGCGUUCCAUUCGGAAACCCAAGCGCCUGAUUAUCCGAGGCAGUGACGAGAGGGACUAUCCCUUCCUGGUGAAGGGGGGUGAGGACUUGCGACAGGACCAGCGCAUCGAGCAGCUGUUCGGUGUAAUGAACAUCAUCCUCUCGCAGGAUGCGGCCUGCUCCCAGAGGAACCUGGGCCUCAGGACCUACCAGGUGAUCCCCAUGACAACCAGGAUUGGUUUGAUUGAAUGGCUGGAAAACACUUGCACAUUAAAGGAUUUCCUUGACAGCAGAAGGACUGAACCUGAAGAAAAAAGCUCUCCAAGUCCUCAGGACAUGUAUAGUGCUUGGCUGGAGAAAAUAUCAAGAAGGUCUAAGGGACAAGAGCAGUAUCAUGAAGUGUACAAGAAGGCAAGCAGAACAGAGACAGUUGCAAACUUCCAGAGCAUUGAAAAACUUGUACCACAAGAUCUCCUUAGGAGAGCCUUCAUACAGCUGAGCACCACCCCCGAGUCCUUCCUGUCUCUGCGCAGCCACUUCGCCAGCACCCACGCGCUCAUAUGCGUCAGCCACUGGAUUCUGGGCAUCGGCGACCGCCACCUCUCCAACUUCAUGGUAAACAUGGAGACGGGAGGCAUGGUGGGCAUUGACUUCGGACACGCCUUCGGUUCCGCAACACAGUUUCUGACAGUGCCCGAGCUCAUGCCGUUCCGCUUCACACGCCAGUUCCUGAAUCUCAUGCUCCCCAUGGGGGUGUCGGGCCUGAUCUCCAGCGUCAUGGCUCACGCUCUACGGGCGUACCGGGCGGAACCAGAUCUUCUGCUCAACACUAUGGACGUCUUCGUGAAGGAGCCGUCUUUAGACUGGAAGAACUUUGAGCUAAAACAGCUGAAGAAAGGAGGCACCUGGAAGGAGACUGUGAACACCAAAGAGAUCGACUGGUACCCCAGGCAGAAGGUCCAGUUUGCCCAAAGGAAGCUGGAAGGAGCAAAUCCUGCUGCCAUAACCAGCGAUGAGCUGAAGCUGGGCUUUGAGAAGGAGUCCUGGUGCAGGGCCGCGUUAGCCAUGGCCCAGGGAGAGCAGGGCGUCAAUGUCCGUGCGUCGCAGGCGGCAGAGGGCCUGGCGGUCGAGAUCCAGGUCGAGUGCCUCCUAGAUCAGGCCACCGACCCCAACAUCCUGGGCAGAGUCUACAUGGGCUGGGAGCCCUGGAUAUAACACGGAGAAGCCCAGCUCCAACCCUCCGUCUGCUGCAGAAGAAUCCAGCAGGAGUAACGCUUAGUACCUUGUUGUUCUGUAAUAGUCUAGAAUGUAGUUGCGUCGUUCAAAUAUUUGUGCCUAAUACACACAGAAAUGUUGUACCUUAUAAACUGACACAUGACAUACAAUAAAAGGCAGAGAUGUGAUAGUGCCUUUAAAAUGAGGACUGUACACUGUCAAGAGCAUGAGGGUGGAGCCCUUGACGAUCAUCUUUUCAUUUUCCUCUUGUUUACCUUUGAUGUUGCCAUCAAUACACAUUUUGUAUGAAGAAAUAAAGGGUAUGUGACAAGUAGCUAACUUGUUAGUUUUCUUUGUGAUGUAACGGGAUUACCCAGAAGAUUGAUUGGUUUUUUUUUUACAAUUGGCAGGCACUAAAAUGACACUGUGUAACAGUCCAGUUUUGCAGAGAAUGUUGUUCACUUUCUUUGCUACUGCUUCCAAGCAACAGUUUUACCAUUUCGUGUCAGACAGGAUGUUUCUUCAAAAUGUUUUGAUAGGUAACAUGUCAUGCCCUCACAAAAUAAAUAUAUCAGUGGUGUCAUAGAAAUGAUGUCUUGAAAUGUCAAUUUUCUUGUGUUUAAAUCACUGUAAAAGUUAUUCUUUGUUGGAGUACUACUAAUUAAAUAAAUUCUUUUUCUAAAAGACA
This is a messenger RNA of Lepisosteus oculatus (spotted gar), 13221 nucleotides long. The record is from RefSeq and is a predicted model, not a curated record. Lineage: Eukaryota; Metazoa; Chordata; Actinopteri; Semionotiformes; Lepisosteidae.